AAACAUUCCAUGCGGCUCAGCAGUUGGCGUGGUUACAUGUCAACAAGCGUGAUUCAAACCCAGUAGAGCGGAGCGAUUUGACUUGUUUAUUCAGGUAAAGCUCGAUCUUCUUUCAUCUAAACUGAUUGUACUUAUUGUUCGGUGUGUCAGUCUGUAGGAUAAUAAAAAUGUCAGCUCAGCCCACAAAGAUGGUGCGUGCCAAAGAGUGGAGUGAUGACGUAGAGGAGGCGUACAGAUUCCAGUUGGCGGGAUACAGGGACGCCCAGGACUACACUGUGUGUACAAAAGAAGAGGCUACAAGAUGGCCACAUAAUGGAUAUAUAAAGAAGCUAAUUCGUAAAGACGGAUGCUGGUAUUACUUCAACAAAAACAGAGAAUGUCCCGACAAAGAUGUACCCAAGUGCAAAUUAUACUCUUAUUAAUUAAUGACUGGUCUCUCUAGCUAGGUAUUACACAAUAAUUAUAAUUUGUAAAUACAAGACAAGUCUGCAUGUAAAAUCUGGCAAUUUUUUAGCUUGAAGUUUUAGAAUUAUGUGUGAGAGUGUUUGGAUAAUUUAUUUUAAAAAAUCUCAGAUUGCAACAAAGUUCAUGACGUGGGCAUCAUAAUUUUACAUACAUAUUGUAUCUAUUUAUAUUGUUUUCAUGUAUCAUUUAUCUAUUUCAUAAUUUUUUUUUCUAAAGUUGAAAUUGUAAAGGACCAGUAUUUUGCCUUGAUUGGCAAACGGAAUAAAAGUCACAAUUUUGUGAUUUUACAAAGCACUAUUGUGAACACUUAUUUAUAGAUUUUGUGGAAACACUUUAAGUUGUUGUAAAU
Molecule: messenger RNA, 814 nt
Organism: Saccostrea cuccullata (small rock oyster)
Lineage: Eukaryota; Metazoa; Mollusca; Bivalvia; Ostreida; Ostreidae
Product: meiosis expressed gene 1 protein homolog
Exons: 3
Coding region: 168-422 (84 amino acids)
Cellular component (GO): nucleus
Source: RefSeq, a predicted model, not a curated record